Molecule: messenger RNA, 903 nt
Organism: Bombyx mandarina (wild silkworm)
Lineage: Eukaryota; Metazoa; Arthropoda; Insecta; Lepidoptera; Bombycidae
Source: RefSeq, a predicted model, not a curated record
UAGAUUAUGAAGGAGAAACGUCCGGUGCGGAAACUGAUAAACGGAAAGAAAUACUAUAAAAGCCUCAAACUAUUUGACGGACAGCAUCAUUCGUUGACAAACGGUCCGAGUAGCAACAUGAAAUCGUUCGCUUGUGUCGUCCUUAUCGCAGUUGUCGUGGCAGCUGAGCCUCCCAGCUUCAGGCAGAACUACAGGUUCCAGCGACAGGAGGUGGAACCACAAGCUCCUGCUGACGCGCCCUACGCUCCUGCCGGGUUCAGACCAGCGAAGCCGUUCAACCUGCCCACUCGUCAAGAAGCAGCUCCACCGGCCACAUCUUACGGCGUCCCCGACGACAGCUACCAAGCACCGACCAACACCUACGGUCUACCACAAGCAGCUCCCGACACAGAAUAUGGUGUGCCUCGCGACGAAGAAACUACAACCGAAAACGCGGAAAACCUCAAAGUUGAGGGUAUAAACGAAAAACUCGAGGAGGCCCCGAAAAGUGACGCCGAAGUGGUGAGUUCGCAGGGCUCUUACUACGUCCUCCUGCCUGGAUCUCAGCUGCAACGGGUACAGUUCCAAACGGAGAACGACGUCAGGAACAUGGCGUACACCGCCCGUCUUCAGUACAAGAACGAAGACCGCGCACCGGUGUAUGUGUACACAGCAGUACCGCAAUACCAGCCUUCUGCUGCUUACAUCCAGCUCUAUUAGACUGAAGGAACCGAUCAUUCAAUUUUCAACCCUCACGCCAAGAGAAAUGGUUUGAAAUUUGAAUACUACGCUUUGAUGUUUUAUUGAAAACGGUUGAAUGAUUUUGUAUAGGAUUAAGUGGGACCGCGGGUAUGCCCGGAUAGUCACGCCAUUCAACGAUUGAGUUGCGCGCGACUGCUUAACCAAAUAUUUAUGUAAAUUAUU